ACAGAUUUUCAAAUUGUAAGCUAGUCAAAGGAACAGCGAAAUGGGCGAUUUGACCGAAGAACUUAAGUUUCAUACUAUAAACGUGGCACCAGAAGGAAAAUGGGGAUAUUUGGUUGCGAUCGGAUUGGCGAUUCCUGGCGCAUGUUUUUUGGGUACUUUUGCAUCGUUUGGGUUGUUGUUUAAUGAUUUUCUUAAAAGCAUCGGAGCUGGCACAAGUGCGGUCACCACGAUUUUCGGAUUCAUUGCAAUUUCUAUGAGCGCUUCAGGCUUGAUCGCCAGUUCGUUGAUAAGAAAGUUCUCACUACGAUCAGUUGGUCUGUUGGGCGCAAUAAUGUAUACUCUAGGCAAUUUUCUGUCGGCUUUUGCACUUUCCGUUGAACACUUGAUCAUUUCGUUUGGUGUUUUCCAAGGUUUUGGCAUUGGAUUAAUUCUUAAUGUCGGUUAUACCAAUUUCAAUUACUAUUUCGUUAAAAGACGUGUCUUCAUGAUGAGUGUAACGCAAGUGUUGAAGGGUUUGCUAGUGGCAGCAUAUCCCAUUGUCAUACGAUUUCUGGUGGAAAAAUAUGGUUUUCGAGGUGCAACAGCAAUAAUUGCAGCAAUUCAUGCCCAUACAAUUGUCGGAAUGAUGGCUAUGCACCCUAUUGAAUGGCAUUGCAAAGUGAUCCGAAUACCUGUAGAAGAAUCAAAGCCAUUGAUGAACACAAACGAAAAAGAAUCUGAAGUAAUAAUCACUGUGGUACCAGAUGAUGAAACCAAAGGGAAACUAGCAAGCACAUAUCGCUCGAGUGAACAAGAUUUGCAUGAAAAAACUAAAAAUAGUGACAGUGGUACACAGUUGAUUAGAAGCGAACGGAGUAAAUCGAUCGAUGUAACCCAAACGCUUGAUGGAUUUGAUCCAAUAACCAAACGAAUUUCGAGCAUCAUGAGUUUUGGUGAUUUAGGUGGUGCUGUGAUCAUGGCAGAAACAUCAAAUAAUAAAAAUGGAAAAUGGUAUACGCUCUGAUCUGAAAACAGAAACACAGUGUAAUGCAAUGAAAUGUGGUUCUUCUAGGCAAAAAGUGAUCGAUUUCCUUGAUUUAACAUUGCUUAAGGAUUUCAUUUAUCUCAAUAUGGUUAUCGGUAUCGCAUUAUCACUAUAUUCGGACGGGACAUUUUACACAUUGCUUCCGAUAUACUUAUUUGAAUUGGAAUUCUCUAAGAGUGAUGCAGCUUCAGUGGUGUCAACUGGAUUUGUGGCUGAUCUUAGUUCUCGUGUAUUUCUGGCCGUUGUCAGUUACCACACCCAACUAAAGGCACGCCAUGUCUAUUUGGCUGGAGCAGUGGCCACAGUUUUUAUCAGAAUUGUUUUUAUGAACGUGUUCAAUUUUUACGCGAUAGCCGCGGCGAUAGCAAUGACGAGUUUUUUUCGCACAUUCAUGUACUGCAUGAUUGCUUUGAUCUUCGCAGAGUAUUUGCCAUCGG
Molecule: messenger RNA, 1461 nt
Organism: Sitodiplosis mosellana (orange wheat blossom midge)
Lineage: Eukaryota; Metazoa; Arthropoda; Insecta; Diptera; Cecidomyiidae
Product: monocarboxylate transporter 6-like
Exons: 7
Coding region: 41-1003 (320 amino acids)
Biological process (GO): monocarboxylic acid transport; transmembrane transport
Molecular function (GO): monocarboxylic acid transmembrane transporter activity
Source: RefSeq, a predicted model, not a curated record